Theileria parva strain Muguga is the source of this 753-nucleotide messenger RNA. RefSeq lists its product as uncharacterized. The transcript has a single exon. Gene Ontology annotation, biological process: maturation of SSU-rRNA from tricistronic rRNA transcript (SSU-rRNA, 5.8S rRNA, LSU-rRNA). Lineage: Eukaryota; Apicomplexa; Aconoidasida; Piroplasmida; Theileriidae. The record is from RefSeq and is a predicted model, not a curated record. The coding region runs from base 1 to 753 and encodes 250 amino acids. Gene Ontology annotation, cellular component: nucleolus; 90S preribosome.
AUGGAUGUAUCACCAGAACAUUCUUUCAAUGAUAAGCAACCGAAACACCCUCCGUCUGAAAAUAAUAAUAACCUGAACAAAUGGCCAAAUAAAAAGAAAACAAAGAAGAAGAAAAAGAAAAGGAGUAAUACUCCCGUUGAAUUGCCAAAUAACGUUUCAUUCAACCCAUAUAGAUCCAAUAAAUUUUCUAAGAAGCCUGGAAAGGGUAACAAAAUGUUAGUGAGGGAUCCAAGGUUUAGUGAACAUUCAGGAAAACUAAACCUAGAUAUGUUUAGAAGGUCUUAUAGCUUUUUGGAAGAAAUGAGAAAAGAAGAAGUUAAAGAAAUUACGAGGGCAAUUAAAAUCAACAAGAAAUUUGGGACGGAAAGCCUGAAAGGAAUUGAAUCAAUGAAGAAAAUUUCACAUCUCAAUAUAUCGAACUUAGAUGAAGCCAAAAGAGCACUGGAUAGGUACAAGAGUGAGAACGCUCAUCUUCAAAAGAAGGAGGAAUUGAGAAAGUUGAAGAAGUCACUGGUUCAAGAAGAGAAGAAUAAAAUAAGUUUAACUGGAAAGAAACCCUAUUAUUUCUCAGACAAAAAGGUUAAAAAGAUUUAUAAAGAGAUGAAUAAGAAGAAAAUUGAAGAAUCCUUGAAAUCAACUGAAAUUAAUUACGGACCAAACAAAGCUAUACACAAAAAAUUGGAAUCCCAAAGCAGAAGAUUGCUUCCUAAGGAACGAAAGUUGAAUAUGAUCCCAAAGUUUAGGGAUGUGUAG